AGGAGGGGACUCGGGGAGGAGGCUCCGCGCCCCGGCGAGGGAGGAGGGUGAGCGCGCAGUCCCAGCCCAGUGCUUCAAAACAGCCCGGUGGCCGCGCGUCGCGCCCCAGCCCGUCCGUCCGUCCAGCCGCCAGCGCCCGCGUCUCUCUCUCUCUGUCUCUCUGGGCUCUAAGCACGACUCCUCGCCCCGCCGCGCCCGGUGAAAAUGUUGGUGCUUCUGGCUUUCAUCAUCAUCUUCCACAUCACCUCUGCUGCGCUGCUCUUCGUCGCCACCAUCGACAAUGCCUGGUGGGUAGGAGAAGAGUUUUUUGCAGACGUCUGGAGAGUGUGUGUCAACAACACGAAUUGUACAGAAAUCGAUGCGAACUAUCAGGAUUACCCCACCAUGCAGGCGGUCCAGGCCACCAUGAUCCUGUCCACCAUUCUCUGCUGCAUCGCCUUCCUCAUCUUUGUGCUCCAACUCUUCCGCCUCAAGCAGGGAGAGAGGUUCGUGCUGACCUCCAUCAUCCAGCUCAUGUCAUGCCUUUGUGUCAUGAUUGCGGCUUCCAUAUACACAGACCGGCGUGAAGACCUGCACAGGAGCAACUUCGAAUUCUACCAGCAAGUUCAGGAAGGCAGCUACGGCUACUCGUUCAUCCUGGCGUGGGUGGCCUUUGCCUUCACCUUCAUCAGCGGCCUCAUGUACCUGAUCCUAAGGAAACGCAAAUAGAAGCCCGGGAGCGAGGUCGCUUUUGCUGCCGUACAAAAAUCUACGUUCAGAUAACCGUUUUGUAUAUAAUCAGUUUUUUGUGUGCGGUUUUUCUAGCAAACAUAUUGUUUCCUUUAAAAGCCAAAAAGAAAAAAAAAAGAGAGAGAGAGAGAGAGAGAAGAAUUUUGCAUUCUUGAGAUCAGAGAAUAGACGAUGAAGGCUGGCAUGCAGAAUUCCUGCCCAUCUGAAAGUCUCAACGAGACCAAGCCCCCAAUCCAGCGAUGCUCAAGUCCAAAAACAUUCAGCAGGAAGUUUCUUAACCCUGGGGAUGUGAUGUGAUGUGACAAGAGACCAAGAACUCCAGGUCUCAGGGGGACAUCCUUCCCUAGGUGUGAGCUGCGCUGAGCCCCUCCCCCGCCCCAGCUCAACCUCCCCUCCCCCUUCUGUCUGUGUUAGGGUUGGAGGUGGGGUGAGGGGUGAAGCCUGCUCAGAUCUUUAGCCAGUUCCAUGUGAGAAACAGGUGUCACCCCUGUGUUGUGUCUAUACCCAGACCAAAGCCUCCUGUGCUGGGCUGGGUCAAGAAAGUGCCACCCACCUUUUGUGACACUGUUACCGGCUUGCCUUAGGGGAGGCAAUCUUUAACUUGGGGUUGGAUUUAGGCUCACCUUCCUAAGGCAAAGAAUCUCAGCGUGAUCCCCAGCAAACAGUAGUAACGGGGGCCCUCCCUAGACCUAUGGAAUCAGAGGCUUCAGGGAUGGGACCGGGCACCUGCAUUUCUAACAAGCUCCUUGGGGACACGAAGCUCCUUGAAGCUGAGGACCACGGCCCUGGGGCCAGGCAAGCAGAGCCGCCUCAUAAAUGUUAAAGAUCUUGUUGUGUCCAGAUGGUGAAUGCCGGCCUCUGCUGGCCUCCAUCACCCCGGCCUUCCCCAUCUGUCCCGCAGCUGCUCACAGGUGGGCCUUCCCAACAGCAGCCCGGCCCCGCACCCCCACAGCCAGCAGACAGCCUAGGGGUGCUGCUGCCUCCCUCCUCCUCUCAGUAGGAAGGCCCCGCCCUCCUCCUCCUGCCCUGCCUUCUAAGGCUUGCUGGCCUCAGUGGACCCACCCACCGUUCCUUCAACAGCAUAAAUUGCAGAGGGCUUGGUGCCUGCCCAGCACCAGGGAUGCCAUGUGGGCAGGCUCUUCUGGGGCUCGCCGUCCCGUGGAGAGGGCAGCUGAAUACUUACGAAAAGUAAUCGCACAGUGAGGAGGAAGGCGGCAGAGAACACAACCAGGGGUUCAAAAGCGAAGCUCAUGGGUAGGGGGAAGACUGCUCUGUCCCUGCAUAUCCCAGAGGCACUCAGAUGGGCUGAAAUACCACUCCAGCCAGCCACACGGAGUACCUUCACUGGGCAGUGUGGUCUGGGUUACCUCCAGAGGACACGUCUCUGGAUCUGGAGGGGCCCGGUGUCCUGACUGCAAACAAAGCCAGUGAGAAGCUUCCAGAUGGCCGUGGCUUUCCACUUUGGUGCGCACACUGCCCCCACCCCCCCCCCCCCCCAGGGAACGUGCUUUGGCAGGGUCUGGGUGAAGGGUGCUCUGGGCAAUUCUAAGACCAUCUUAUGGUGUGCCAGGGUGGUGGCGGCGGGGCGGGGGGGGGGGUGGGUAGUUUGUUCUUAAGUGUGGGAGCAGUGUUUCCGUGUGCGGCCAGGCAGGUGACCCCAGGAAAGGCCCGUGGAGAAGCUCUCCGCACCUCGCUGUCUGUAGCCUCCCAGUUAUUGGGUGUGCUGCUGGGGCUGUGUGGGGGACCCACCCACCCCCUCUCAGUGCUGGUGCCAUAUACGUGCUUUUGCCCCUGACCUUCAUCAGCCCAGGUCCCGUGGAGCUGGGAAGAUGUCUGGUUUGAGUGAUUUAGGGCCACCACGGACACCAGAGCAGGACUGGGUUCUCUCUCCAUCCAGUCAUUCACUUGCUCGUUCAUUUUCAACAGACUAGUCAGUGCUUACUAUGUGCCAGGCGCUGGGUGAGGCUCUCAAAACACAGGGCAAGCGAAUUCAGACAGACUCAGACAGACUCUCUGAGACAGGACCCCAACACUGUGCAGGGUGAGCCUCAAGGAGGAAGGUGGGGCAACGUGCCCCAGGGCUUCUCACCUGGGUGGCUUUUCUAGAUUUUUCUUGUAGUCACAGUGGAAACAAACAAAAAAUCUUAGAGCCAGGGGUCUGGAAAGCCUACUCCGCCAGGCAGUGUGUGAAUACCAUUCCCCCGAACUUGAGCAUCUGUGACGACCCCAUGGAUUUUUCUAGCUGGUCGCCACAUCCAUCUGUGACACCAAGGUUUUGUGAAAUAUGAGAGCUGCUUUCCCCCGCGACCCCCCGACCCCGCCGGUGGCGUGACCUGCACCGGGAAAGCGGGGAGGACAAAACUGUCCGAACUUCUGACCUGUAGGCAGAACCAGCCCUUCCUCGGUGCUUGUUAUCAGUUACCCAACACAGCAAAUUAGCUGAGACACCCAAGAAGCAAAUAUUAGGACCAAACAUGUUACUCGUAACAACCGUAUUUGAAGGAACUGUAGUUUGCGCCUUUUAGAACAUUUUUAUAAGUACUGUAAUUCUCGCGUGGAGGGGCUACGGAUGGAGACAGACUAACUUGUUUUGUUAUUUGCAUUAAAAUUACUUUGGGUCUCUGUUCA
Messenger RNA from Mustela erminea (ermine), 3357 nucleotides. It is a transcript of the gene EMP2, whose product is annotated as epithelial membrane protein 2. The record is from RefSeq and is a predicted model, not a curated record. Gene Ontology annotation, cellular component: plasma membrane. Lineage: Eukaryota; Metazoa; Chordata; Mammalia; Carnivora; Mustelidae. Bases 205 to 708 code for a protein of 167 amino acids. The transcript is spliced from 5 exons.